Messenger RNA from Plutella xylostella (diamondback moth), 3583 nucleotides. Lineage: Eukaryota; Metazoa; Arthropoda; Insecta; Lepidoptera; Plutellidae. The record is from RefSeq and is a predicted model, not a curated record.
GUGUAAACAAACAGUAUUAUUUUGCCCGCCUAUCGGGAAGUUUACCUUAGAAAUUAAAAUAAUGAAAUGUUCAAUAAAAUGAAUGGAAGCUAAAACUAACUGUGAGAAAAGCACGUGUUAUAUGUGAUAGAAAUUAGUUAAAAGUGUAGUUAUUGCGUGAAUCCGCAGAAUGGCGACUAAAACUUCACACGAUCUUCACCACAAUUUUGCCAAACUCGCGGAAGAAACUGGAUUCGUGUUUAAUGCACACAGGCCCCGAGUGCAUUUAGACUGGAAUAAAAUAAGAAGCAUCGAUGUGGAAAGUUUAGUAAAAGAUCGCAAGUUCUUUGUUAUUGAGCAAAACUUGAAUGACAUCGUGGACUGCGUGUUGGAGUCGGAGUUCGACGUGCGCAUCCUGGAGCCGGGCGUGGUGAAGCUGUUCCGCCUGGCGCAGCUGGCGCUGGAGUACCAGCAGUUCUGCCGCCGCUACCUCGACCGCAGCGUCGCCGUGCUGCGCGACCAACUCACCAGCGUUAUGCAGGAUCUGGAAGCCGCCAAAAAAGAUAUAAGAGAGAGAGAUGAAGAAAUAAGGAAGCUGAAAAGAAAGUCAAAACAUAACUUCAAGCCUCCACAGGUCUUCUAUGGUCACGAUAAUAUCGCGAAUAUGAUACUUAAAACACUGUCUCACAACGGUGAAAUGUAUCCGGCUACGUCGUUGUUAGAUUCAUCACAUCAAUACAAUAAGUGCAAUUUUUGUGAUAAGGUAUUCUUAAAUCAAUUAUAUCUUAAAAGUCAUAUGAACCGCAGGCAUCCAAAUAUGAUGGAACAUCCUGAAAAAGAUACAGAUGUAAAAGACCAAUAUAGCUGCAAUAAUAAUGAUCACACGAAAUUGAAUGAAGAAAUAAUGGAAUUGAGGUCGAAAUUACAAGAAAUGCAAACGACUAUUACAAAUUUAAAUAAUACCCAUCCAACCACCCCAGACUUUAAUAAUAUAACGAGUAAUGUAGAUAACACCAAUCUUGUCUCUGAAGAUAUUAAAGGUAAUGGAGAUGCAGAAAAUACAACAGCCCCAGAUAACACUGUGCUAUUAGAGAAAAUUGAAGAGUGGAAGAAAGAAGAACGCGAUAAAUACAGUAAAGAAAUGGAUUUGUUUCGGAGUCAAAUAUUCGAAACCAUAAAUACAAUGAAUCAGCAGAAAACUGAAAACACUAUUGACCAUGAAAAAGUAUUGAUACAACAACUAAACAGCACAAUACAGGAACAAGGACAUCAAAUUCAUUUACUGAAAGAGGAGAUAUCAAGUAAGAUUUUGGAAGCAGAAAGAGACAAAAUGAACAAAAGUAACGAAUUUGAGGCGCAGAUUCUGCAAUGGAUGCAAAAAGUGGAAACUCAGACAAAGCAGUACCAACAGAUGGUGGAUACUUUGAACCAGGUGACGAAGGAAGCGCAGGAGGCCCGCGCCCAGGCCGAGGCAGAGCGAGGGAGGGCCGCCCGUCUGCAGGCCAUGCUCGAGGAACGACAGAAAAAACCAGAGACACAGGCACAGAACCAUAGGGUGGAAAAACAUGACGAUAGCAAGACCACAGAUGAUCAACAUAAAAGCAGAUCCAAGUCGAAUAAGAGGUCCAGUUGGAUGUCUGAAAGUAAGAGUCUUGAAGAACUCCACCAAAAAGCUCAAGCUCUUCUAAACAUGAAGUCUAGUUCAUCUGACGAUAUCAGUGAUAGUAACUAUAGCUCAUCUCCAAAAAAAGUAAUAACAAAAAAGCCAAUAAAUGAUGUUAGACAAAAGGAAAUUAGAGUGAAGUAUGAUCAUAGUGCGGAUGAGGAAGAUAUUUCACAAGAAGAAAAUAUACGACAGGCUGAUUUCAAACCAGCGAAACCGCUAAAAUUAGAUCCAAAAGUUAAGAAACAGUCAAAAAUUAGGGUGAAGUAUGAUCAUAGUGAGGAUGAGGAAGCACAGGAAGAAAAUAUACGAGAGGCUGAUUUCAAACCAGCGAAACCGUUAAAAUUUGAUGCUAAAGUUAAGAAACAGCCAAAAAUCUUGAAAGACAAAGUUGAUACAAUCAUUAGUAAGAAGAAUGGCCUAACCGUGCAUCAUAGCCCUAUCCGAGUAAUCCGUGCGAAAUUGAAUGAAGAGUUAAAUCAACGUUUAGCCUUAGCUGGAGUAGACCCAUUGAAGGGAGGGGUAAGCAACAAAGAGUUUAAUAAACUGCAAAAGAAGCUAAUGCAAGAGCAGAGACUUAAAAUAAAGAAUAAUCCUGCCUACGAAAAAACUCGAAAUUCUAUAUUGGCCUAUUUAGACACCCGAGCUGCUGCUGAGAACGAAGAACAUAAAUCGAAAUAUUUGACACCAACCAAAUCACCGAAGACUUUCAGUUUGUCCUCAGUGAUGACGAAUGUAAAAAAGAAAGCACUUUCUCUAGUGAAACAUUCUGAUGUAAGCAGAGAAAAUCGUUUGUCUAUGAGUGAGGUAACGAAGAGAGCAAUAGCUAUUUUAAAAACACCGCCAGAUUCAGCUCAAACAAGCCCAGUAAAUAAAAGGCGUAGUCCCGAAAAGGUGAUAGAACGAAAUCCUAAGACAUCUCAUUUUGACCGGAAGGUCUUGGCAACAAAGGCAUCCGCUAAUAAACCAGAAAGAAGUGAUAAACUUAACACAACAAUGAGACAAGUAGUAGAAGUUAGUAUUUCUGAAGAAUCAGAAGACGAUUCAGACACUAGUGAGAGUGAUCAUAAGUAUUAUGAUUCCACAUUCCUCACAAAAGGAUCAAAAUCUAUCGAUAAUUUAAUUAAGUCACCAGCUCGAAGACCAGCUACUGCUUCCGGGGAUUAUAAUGAGAAACUAACAACUGUGAAAGAAAGCUCAGUUGAUUUAAGUCGAACACAGUCAGAUCCCAACAUACUGGAAGUGAAAGACGAUAAAAUCUAUAGUAACAAAUUAUUGUCACCAUAUAAAAGCGAUAUAGCGACAAAAGCAGUCGAGUCCCCUUUGAAAAAUCAAAGUAUUCUCGAUGCACCGAAAAGUCCCAAACAAGCAAAAGGUGUGCUAAAGAAUGCCCCGUCUACAUCUUCUUUGAAUAAAAAGAAGGUGUUAUUUGACAUGGAUGCUAUUCAAACUAAGUCAAUAAGCGCCUCACCAUCUCAAAGUACAGAGAAAAGCGAUACCAAUGAGAAUGAAAAGUAUGAGUUAGGUCUCAUCAAUCUUGAUGACGAGGAAUGGGAUAUAUCCAGCAUUGAUAACGAACCGCUAAAAAAACUGCACGAAGAGACGAAGAUAAACGUUAUAUCCCGAGCGACUCCGUCGCCUAAGAUAGCGGAGUUGAAGCAAACGAUCGAGUCGCAGUUGGCGAGACGGAACGAGACGCCGUCGACCAUGCUCGUGGGGGGCGUGGACGUGCUCCGCGGGCCUCGGGGCAAGCCCGCCAGCCUCGGGGGCAGCAACACCAGUCUCGGAAGCUCCGUCUUCGACAUCACUGAUGAAGCCGUCAUACAGGUCAAAACUACGACGAAGACAAAGCAAGACCACAAGGACGAUAGCGACCUCGACAUCUCAGAGUUCAGCAUUGACGACGGCAUCGUAAAUAAUAAAAAAAGAGAUUCUUUUUAA